AUGAAGCUUGACGUGACUUCCAUGCGCUACCUGACGAAGGAACAUUUUCGCGUGCUCACAGCCAUUGAGAUGGGAAUGAAGAAUCACGAAGUAGUUCCCGUGGAACUGAUCACCAGCAUCGCCAAAUUACGUCAUGGUGGUAUCCAGAAAAUUUUGUCGCACCUGCUUCGCAAUAAGCUUAUUGCACACGAUGGAAAUGCGUACGAUGGCUAUCGUCUCACAUACAGCGGCUACGACUUUCUGGCAUUGCGUGUGUUUCUGCAACGCGGCCACAUCAUGGGCUUAGGCCGCCAGAUCGGCGUUGGCAAAGAGUCUGACAUCUACUUGGCAACGCAAGGGGACGGCACUGAGGUUGCCAUUAAAUUUCAUCGUCUCGGGCGCACAUCAUUUCGCGCCGUCAAGUCAAAGCGAGACUAUCUCAAGAGCCGCAAGUCAGUCAGUUGGUUUUACAUGUCGCGACUUUCGGCAAUGAAGGAGUAUGCUUUUCUGAAGACACUUUAUGACCGUGAAUUCCCGACGCCAACUCCUAUUGACUGCAAUCGUCAUGCCAUUUGCAUGAGCUUGGUUGAUGGCUACCCGCUUAAUCAAGUGCGCCAACUUGCCAACUCAAAAAAUGCAUACGAAAUGUCGAUGGCUAUUGUGGUGCGGCUUGCCGAGUAUGGACUGGUGCACUGUGACUUUAACGAGUUUAACAUCAUGAUUGGCAACGAUGGCAAGAUCACAAUGAUUGAUUUUCCACAGAUGAUAUCAACGUCGCAUCCAAACGCUGCUGAGCUGUUUGAUCGUGAUGUGCACGGCCUUGUCAAGUUUUUUUCGCGAUUGCAAGGCGGUGCCUACACACCUGAUCGUAUUCCAAGGCUUAAAGAUAUUGUAGCAGAUGAGAACGUUCGUUUGGACGAAGAUGUGGAAGCAAGUGGUUUUGGCAAAGAGUUCGGCGAGAAAGUGCAUGAUCUUUCGAUUUUCUCAGCUCAUCAAAACCUUGACGAAAGUGAUGAUGACGGUUUUAGCACUGAAGAAGAAGGGGAAGGUGGAGAUGACGUUGCAAAAGUACACGAGCUUGAAAUUGGUGUCGAAGCCACAACACUUGACAGCCAAGCCGAUGAACUUACUAAUGACUACGGAUAUGAUGACGUUGAGGAUACACUAGACGCAUCAGCUCUGGAAAGCGAGUUUAUAAAGCAGCGUGUGCAGCGUGACCGACAGGUUCGCCAAAAGGGCAGCGGCAAGCGGCGAUCGCGGAACUUUUCCAAGCUCAGCAUAAAGGGUAAACUUUACCACAAGAAUGAUUGGUAA
This is a messenger RNA of Plasmopara halstedii, 1293 nucleotides long. RefSeq names its product atypical rio rio2 protein kinase. The record is from RefSeq and is a predicted model, not a curated record. Gene Ontology annotation, biological process: protein phosphorylation; maturation of SSU-rRNA. Gene Ontology annotation, molecular function: protein serine/threonine kinase activity; ATP binding. Gene Ontology annotation, cellular component: nucleus; preribosome, small subunit precursor; cytosol. NCBI's taxonomy places the organism in Eukaryota, Oomycota, Peronosporomycetes, Peronosporales, Peronosporaceae. The coding region runs from base 1 to 1293 and encodes 430 amino acids. The transcript is spliced from 5 exons.